GUUUGGUUGAGGUUUUAAGAACAAUUGAUUUCGAACAUGAAUCCUACCCAACAUAUGAAGAUUUUGCAUUUCUUCCUGUGUUUGCUAUCUUCUUUCCAGUUGUUCGAUAUUUCCUCAACAUAUAUGUUUUUGAGGACGAGCAAAGAGUAGAUAUGUCAUGAAGAUUUGGAUCCUUUAGAUGUGACACUUCUAUAAGUAUGGUGGCCAUGAAGACAUGAACAUCAAUGAAACUUGUAGCACAAACCCCUUUUUCUGUAAGUGAUUUCUAAGAUAAAAUGAGGUGAUAGUGGUUGACUCAAUGGAUAUAACAUUUUGGGGAUCUAAACAUGGAAGAUAAAGAGGAAAAGUUGAGUUUACCAUGGUUAAAUCAAAACCAAACAAGCAACCCACAAAAUCGACUAACAAUUUAACGGAAAAUAUCAAAUGUAUAUACAAUCGGUUCCCAAACGUUUCACAUUUCUUGAUUGAGUGACAUGUUGCAGGGUAUAGGAAGGAGAUUAAUUAUUUCAAAGGAGUAUCAGAAGUUAGAUAUCGAUAUAGAAGAAAGAAACAAAAAACUACGAAAAUUUAAAGAAUCGGCAUGGAAAUGUGUUUAUUAUCUUUCAGUUGAAUUUUUUGCUAUAAUUGUUACUCAUAAUGAGCCCUGGUUCACAAAUACUAUCAACUUCUGGAUAGGUCCUGAUAAUCAGAGAUGGCCUGACCAAAAAGCAAAGUUAAAAUUGAAAGCUCUAUACAUGUAUGCGGGUGGAUUCUACAUGUAUUCAAUCUUUGCUUUAAUUUUUUGGGAAACAAGGUCUGUCUUUGUUGUGUCAAUGGGUCAUCAUGUUGCAAGUGUCAUCCUCAUUGUAAUGUCUUAUAUUUGCAGAUUUGUGCGUGUUGGUUCUGUGAUUUUAGCUCUUCAUGGUGCGAGCGAUGUAUUUCUUGAAGUAGUAAAGAUGUCUAAAUACAGUGGUGCUGAAGGACUUGCAAGUUUUUCAUUUAUGUUAUUUGUGAUUUCAUGGCUAAUCCUUCGACUUAUUUAUUACCCUUUUUGGAUUAUGCAGAGUACAAGUUAUGAAAUUGUUAUGAUGUUGGAUAAAGAAAGGAAGGAUACACUGAUACCAAUCUACUACUAUAUCUUCAACACCCUUCUUUUCUUCUUGCUGGUUCUUCAUAUCUAUUGGUGGGUAUUGAUAUAUCGGAUGCUUGUUAAGCAAAUCCAAGAUAGAGGAAAACUUAAUGAUGAUGUUCGUUCACAUUCUGAUAGUAAUCAUGAACAUGAAGAUUGAUCAAUCAUUUUUGUAGUAAAAAGGUAAUUGGAUUCAUAAAUAACGUGCAUGCUAAACAACUAUUGGUGGGUGAAUGAAAUUACAACAUGAAAGUUUCGUUACUCAAUCAAGGCAUGGUGUAUUUGUAUACAUGGCUCACAACACCAUACUUAAAUACUCGUGUUGCAAAUAAGGGUUUUUCCUUAAAACCCUCUUAUAGAAGAGUUGUGGUAUUGAAAUAUCGAAGACCUAUUCUCUAGCUUUUAUCUGUCGUAUUCCUAUAGAAGAGUUGUACUCUAUAACGAAGGUUACACACCUUCGAUAUAUAUUUUUAUUUCAGUGUGCACAUUUUGUACGUACUUUGAUGUCGAAGUCACACCAUAUAUUUUCGUGUCUGUUAAAAAAAAAUAAAAAUAGUGUUGUAUUCAUAAGUAUUAGGUAUGUAAGUUCAUUCAUUACAAAUUUGUAAUUAAGAUUGCUUCUAGACAUAAUAAAGCUUAAACAUAAUUAUUGA
This is a messenger RNA of Lactuca sativa (garden lettuce), 1761 nucleotides long. RefSeq names its product ceramide synthase 1 LOH3. Gene Ontology annotation, cellular component: membrane; endoplasmic reticulum. Gene Ontology annotation, biological process: ceramide biosynthetic process. Gene Ontology annotation, molecular function: sphingosine N-acyltransferase activity. NCBI's taxonomy places the organism in Eukaryota, Viridiplantae, Streptophyta, Magnoliopsida, Asterales, Asteraceae. The record is from RefSeq and is a predicted model, not a curated record.